Lepisosteus oculatus (spotted gar) is the source of this 2766-nucleotide messenger RNA. RefSeq names its product leupaxin (gene lpxn). The record is from RefSeq and is a predicted model, not a curated record. Gene Ontology annotation, molecular function: actin binding; muscle alpha-actinin binding. Gene Ontology annotation, cellular component: adherens junction; stress fiber; filamentous actin. Gene Ontology annotation, biological process: actin cytoskeleton organization; muscle structure development. Lineage: Eukaryota; Metazoa; Chordata; Actinopteri; Semionotiformes; Lepisosteidae.
CUGUAGGGAAGUAAACUUUUUUUUUUACUUUUUAUUUCAAUACAUGAUCAUCAGGGUUGAGACACUUCAGAUUAGAUCCGAAAACCAUUGACAUAAGAUCACAUACGUUCACAAUAGCACAUGACAGCAUCUAUGCAGGCCACACACACUUACACAUAGGCUGACAGGAUAAAGCUCUGAGUUUCACACACACACAGACCUACUCACUAGCCUAGACUGCAGCGCUGAGAUAUACUGUACUGUACAUAUUCUCCCAAAACAAAGCCAUUUAAACAGCAGCAUUGAAAUGGAUGAAUUAGACAGCUUACUGGAGGAGUUGGCUGUGAGUUCUUCCCAGAGUUCAGAAGGGCAAGAUAAUACCUCUACAAGAGGCAGCAGAGGAGAUAACUGGGUCCAGCCAGUCUACACCACCAAACUCCCAGCAAAACCAGCACAAGAGAUCGAGAGUGAACAUGUAUACAGUGAGGUACCGCACCCUGAGGAGGCCUGUUUGCUCAGCCCCGGAUCAGCAACACGGGAGCUGGAGGCCAUAAUGACUGGACUGCUAGAACUGGACCUGGGGCUGCCUGACAGAUCUCCCUCCUCUGCGCUACCGGUCCUCGCAAAGAGGGGAAAGGAGAAAGAGAAGGAGCCUGAGAAGAAGGACAAGGCGAUGCACAGCCCAGCAGAACCGGAGACCACUGGCAAGACACCCAACAAGACGCCCACCAAGACAGCCCAGCACCCUCCGGGGGCAGAAGGAGCCUCCAUAGACCACCUUCUUGGUGUCCUCAGCUCUGAUAUGGAGAAGAUGGGUGUGCACACCGCUGCCAAAGGCCAUUGUGCUGCUUGUGGCAAGUGCAUUGUGGGAAAGGUGAUCACAGCUAUGGGCAUGACCUGGCACCCCGAACACUUUGUGUGCUGUGUGUGUAAGGAGGAGCUUGGAGUUUCAUGCGGUUUCUUUGAAAGAGAUGGAAAACCCUACUGUGAGACAGACUAUCAGAAUAUCUUCGCUCCUCGCUGUGCGUACUGCAAUGGACCCAUCUUGCAGAACAUCCUGACAGCACUGGACCGCUCCUGGCACCCAGAGCACUUCUUCUGUACAGCAUGUGGACAUGUGUUCGGCUCAGAGGGUUUCCUGGAGCGUGAGGGCAAGCCGUACUGCCACGCAGAUUUUUACCGCCUCUAUGCGCCGAAAUGCUCUGGCUGUGGGGAUCCAGUGAGGGAGAACUACCUGUCGGCUGCCAACGGCACCUGGCACACCGAGUGUUUCGUGUGCGCAGACUGCCUCAGCCCCUUCCAGGACGGCUGUUUCAUGGAGCUGGAUGGCCGCCCCCUGUGCACGCUGCACUUCCACGCCCGGCAGGGCACGCUGUGCGGAGGGUGCGAGAAGCCCAUCUCGGGCCGCUGCAUCGCGGCCCUGGGGCGCAAGUUCCACCCCGACCACUUCGUCUGCGCCUUCUGCCUGCGCCAGCUGGCCCAGGGCGUGUUCAAGGAGCGCGAGGGAAAGCCCUACUGCGCAGGCUGCCACCAGAGACUCUUCCUUUCGUGAGCCCACGGUUUGCUCCUGACUGGAAAUAUCUUCUUCGAUCUACUAGAUUGCAAAUCUGCAAAUGGGAUGAAGACAGAAUAAACUCACUUCAUUAUCCGCCACGCUUGAUUCAAUGUGUUAUAUUUCCAAAUGGAUUUUGAGCUUUCUUAAAGUAUUAGCCUGCACAAGGUAUUUUACAUAUGUAUGUGAGUGAAUUGUGAAUGAAUAUGAUAUGGUUAAUAGAGAAUAUAAUAAGGCAAUAUGAAAUAAUAAUUAAUUGCAUGUUUCAUCCUGAAGAAACCCAAGGCAUUUACGUAUAGGAGGGAACCCCUUCACCAACCAAACUCCUACAAAGCUUUAAAAGGUCCUCCUGUUCUCAGUUUUAAAAGCACUUCCACAUAGAUUUUGCUUGAGUUCUCUAGUCAAUGUUUUACAUGAUCUACUGUAUAUGGUUGAACUCAAAGGCUUGGUGGAUGUGAAUGUUUCACUCAGGUCCCCUUGUAGUCUAAAACAAAUUAGUUUUUUUAGCCUGUCUGUAUAGGACAUUCCUUUAUAAAGUACCUCAGUGCUGUUCGUUGGACUUAUUCCAGAGUGGCAAUAUCUUUUUUUGGUAGCAUAGUCGCCACCACUGCAUACAAAAUUCUAAAUGAGAUCUCACCAGUGUAUUGUAUAAUUUUAACAUAUAUAAUAUAUAUGUACCUGUAUAUAUAUGAACAGUUCUUGAUUUUGAUUAUACACUUUUAAACUAUAUAUCCUAACUUUGUGUUUUAUUUCUUAGCCACAUUGUCUGGAAGACGUAGAUGAUAUCAGCCUAAACAUUUGUCAUUUUCAUAAGUUGUAUCUUCAAGCUCUUUCUUUCCUUUUUAAUAUUUGUAGUUUGCUUUUGUUAUUUCUACUGGACAUAUACCUGCUAAGAUUAUAUGCCAUCUGCCUGAAGUUUACCACGAGUGCUAUCCAUUUUUUUAUUUCCUCUGAAGCUUCUAUGGUGCUUAAGAAUCCUCCUAUUUUGAUAUAAUCUGACAAGUUUACUAGUUUGCUAUACAAGAAUCUAAAUCAUUGACUUAUGUCAGAAAUAGCAGCGUCUUAAUACAGAUCUUUGUAGUACUCCAAUAAUUAUAUCACUCCAGGUUGAACAUUCACACCUGUACUGUACUCUAUCAAUCAGUUCUUAAUUUAAUUUCCAUGAAUGCCUACUGCAGAUAUUUAGAGAAUUCAUGUUUGAUAAGGAAUAUUAUUAAAAGCCUCCUGAAAAUUGA